AUGGCGAGCCAGCGUUUACUCUCCCGUGCCACAAGGGCUCUACGAUUCUCCCUGGCUUCCAGGCAAUUACUUCGCCCCUCAUCGACUUCGUCUAAACAUCCAUCCGGCUUUACGCCACCUACCACGGAGGAUCUCUACGAGUUGCGAGAACGGGUACAAGAGUUCACACGGCGGGAAAUACCCGAAGAAGUUGCAGCAGCGACAGACCGCAACAAUGAGUUCCCCAAUGCAAUGUGGAAGAAACUCGGUGAAGCUGGCUUCCUUGGCAUGACUGCUGAUGAAGAAUAUGGAGGCCUUGGGAUGGGCUACCAAGCGCAUUGCGUCGUGCUUGAGGAGAUUAGUAGAGCGUCUGGGUCAAUUGGACUCUCGUAUGCUGCGCACUCGCAGUUAUGCGUGAAUCAGCUGUGCUUGAACGGGUCGGAGGAGCAGAAGGGAAGAAUACUGCCAGGCCUCGUAUCCGGAGAUAAGGUCGGAGCGUUGGCCAUGUCAGAGCAUUCGGCCGGGAGUGAUGUUGUGAGCAUGAAGACAACAGCAAAAGAAGCUGAUGGUGGUUGGGUAUUGAACGGGACGAAGAUGUGGAUUACAAACGGACCCGAUGCGGAUUACAUCGUCGUAUAUGCGAAAACAGACCCAGCAAAGCAGUCACGCGGUAUCACUGCAUUCAUUGUGGAGAAGUCGUCCAAGGGCUUCUCGUGCGCCAGAAAACUGGACAAAUUAGGAAUGAGGGGCUCUAACACUGGAGAGCUGAUAUUCGAGGAUGUUUUUGUGCCCAAAGAGAAUGUAUUAGGAGAGCUGAACAAGGGCGUCACCGUUUUGAUGGAGGGUCUCGAUCUUGAAAGGCUCGUGCUCAGCGCUGGUCCCUUAGGCAUCAUGCAAGCGUGCCUCGAUCUGGUGCUGCCAUACACCCACACCCGCAAACAAUUCGAAACCCCCAUCGCACACAAUCAACUGGUGCAAGGAAAGCUAGCAGACAUGUAUACUAAGUUGCAGGCAGCAAAAGCGUAUACAUAUACCACGGCGAAGAUGGUGGACGAAAAGGGUGAAGUCCGAACACAAGAUUGUGCUGGCGCAAUACUAUAUGCUGCUGAGCGUGCGACCGAGUGCGGCCUUGAUGCGGUGCAACUGUUAGGUGGCAAUGGCUACGUCAACGAAAUCCCGGCUGGACGACUUCUCAGAGAUGCGAAAUUGUACGAAAUUGGUGCCGGGACCAGCGAGGUCCGGAGAAUGGUCAUAGGUCGGGCGUUCAAUAAAGAAUACGCCAGGCAGGCGGUGUAA
Molecule: messenger RNA, 1275 nt
Organism: Endocarpon pusillum Z07020
Lineage: Eukaryota; Fungi; Ascomycota; Eurotiomycetes; Verrucariales; Verrucariaceae
Product: Isovaleryl-CoA dehydrogenase
Exons: 1
Coding region: 1-1275 (424 amino acids)
Biological process (GO): L-leucine catabolic process
Molecular function (GO): 3-methylbutanoyl-CoA dehydrogenase activity; flavin adenine dinucleotide binding
Source: RefSeq, a predicted model, not a curated record